This is a messenger RNA of Girardinichthys multiradiatus, 4127 nucleotides long. RefSeq names its product transforming growth factor beta-3 proprotein-like. The transcript has 7 exons. The record is from RefSeq and is a predicted model, not a curated record. Lineage: Eukaryota; Metazoa; Chordata; Actinopteri; Cyprinodontiformes; Goodeidae. Gene Ontology annotation, biological process: BMP signaling pathway; regulation of cell population proliferation; SMAD protein signal transduction. Gene Ontology annotation, cellular component: extracellular region. Bases 346 to 1572 code for a protein of 408 amino acids. Gene Ontology annotation, molecular function: type II transforming growth factor beta receptor binding; type III transforming growth factor beta receptor binding; cytokine activity.
ACCUCGUUAACGUGACAGCCUGCGGUCAGCCUGCACAGAGCGUAAAAGUUGAUGCUCUCAAAUUAAACGACGCAUGAAAGGGGGAACAAACCGGGCUCUAUAGGAGGACUGCAAUGUGAUGGACUGAGCAGAAGGAUACAGAAAGAAAGUCUUUACAGAUAUUUGAGUCGGAUAAAUAAAUGAUGGGCGAACACAAAUUCGGAUUUCGACCAAGACGAGUUAAUCUAGAAGUUAAUUAUUAGCUGGAAAAGAACAGAAGCACCAACAGGGCUGAUUUAAAGGCAGAAACCUUUCUGUGAACCUUCACAUUUCAACUCCCAGAGCGAAACAAAUGCGGACAGAAAGAUGUAUCUGGGCAAGGCUCUACUGUUCGUCCUCCUCCUCAACUGCGCGACUCUGAGCUCGCCGCUGUCCACUUGCGCCACCGUUGACAUCGACCAUGUGAAGAGGAAGAGGGUCGAAGCGAUACGCGGUCAGAUCCUGAGCAAACUCCGGCUGACGAGCCCCCCGCACUCCCUUGGGCCGAGCAAGGUACCCUAUCAGAUCCAGGCGUUAUAUAACAGCACGAAGGAGCUUCUGGAGCAGCUGAGCAGGGAUCGGAAGCAGAGCUGCGGCCAGGACAACACAGAGACGGAGUACAUCGCCAAAGAGAUAUUCAAAUUCAACAUGGUGAACGGAACGCAAGACAACAAUGAUCUGCUCUAUUGCCCCAAAGGCAUGACUUCUAAAGUUUUCCGCUUCGAUGUCUCUACCAUGGAAAGGAACUCAACCAACCUCUUCAGAGCAGAGUUUCGAACCUUGAGGGUACCAAACCCCAGCGCCAAGAGGAACGAACAGCGGAUUGAGCUCUACCAGAUCAUGAGACUAAAUGAGCACAUUAGGAAGCAACGUUUCAUUGCAGCUAAAAAUGUGCAAACCAAAGGCUCCCCUGAGUGGAUCACCUUCGAUGUGACUGAAACUGUGCGGGAGUGGCUUAUAAACAGAGGAUCUAAUCUUGGUUUAGAAAUCAGUGUGCAUUGUCCCUGCCAUACCUUCAGUUCGAACGGUGACAUCAUUGACAACGAAAACGAAAUCCUGGAAGUGAAAUUUAGAGGUGUUGCUGGAGAUGAGGAGCAGAGUCGCUUGGAUCUGGAUAACCUGAAGAAAAAUAAGGAACAACACCUUCCCCACCUCAUCCUUAUGAUGAUCCCACCCCACCGCCUGGAUACUCACUCCACUCGUCGAAGCAAAAGAGCGCUGGACACAAACUACUGCUUCUCAACCACGGAGGAAAGUUGUUGCGUUCGUCGGCUCCACAUAGAUUUUCGGCGUGAUUUGGACUGGAAGUGGAUCCAUGAGCCCAGUGGCUAUGAUGCCAACUACUGCUCCGGGCCCUGCCCUUACCUGAGGAGCUCAGACACAACACAUAGCUCGCUGCUGAGCCUAUACAACACUCUGAAUCCAGAGGCCUCCGCCGCCCCCUGCUGCGUUCCUCAGGACCUGGAGCCCCUCACUAUACUCUACUACUAUGGAGGGACCGCUAAGGUGGAGCAGCUCUCCAACAUGAUCGUCAAGUCUUGCAAAUGCAGCUGAGAGGACAUGAAAGCCUGAUUGAGGGGAAAGAUUUCACUAGGUACAGACCAAAACCUUGUAGACCUCGAGCUGUGAUGAAUACAUAAACUGGCCCUGUGGCCUGUGACUUGGCUCUGAACUAAAACUGGUAUUUUUUUUUUUGUUACUUGUUACUUUUGCUGUUACAAAGUCACUCCUGAGGGGCAAGUUAAUUUUAAACCCUACUCCAAACUUAACCCCAGCUGAAUAAAACUUAAUUCAUGGUUUAUUUUCGGCUUCUGAUCUCAAUCAGAAAGUCCACAAAGUUACAAUCUCUACAUUGUCAGUAGUGCAGCUUUUUCAUUUCUGUCCUAAAUAUUAAAUCUGCUCCCCUGAAUGGUCGGAUUUCUUUCUGGCUGGUGAUUUUGUUUAAACUUUUCUUCAGUUCCCUUUUCUGUAGACAGUGGGCAUUAUCUUCAAACACAAAAGGAGAAAGGACAGACUUGCUGCUGUAUCCAAAGUCAUAGCUGUGGUCUGGGGAAAGGAGAGCUGAAUGAGAAUGCCUGUUGGAUUUGCAAUGGAAAUGCAAUGAACAAAGAAAUUGAGCCAAGCUUUUCUCUUUUGGCCAGCCAGCAGCGGUGGCCCUUUUAUUUUCUGUGCAUCUAUUAGAGCGGAUGGACAGGAAAGAAGAAAAGGGAACCUGAAUUGCAGGGAGGGAUUUGGUUGGAAGCCAGCAACGAGUGCGCUGCCAUUCAGUGGAUGUUUUCGUUCCUAACAGGUUCAAAUUAUUAUUUUUUUCUCCUCGAACAUCAAAGAAUUUACUGGAAGAGAGCAAGUGUUAUGCAACAAGUUUUUAUGAGAUUUCUUUUACAUUAAUAGCAGAUUUUGUCUGUUAUGUAACUUGUCAUAUAGUGAUUGUUUCACUAACAGAAGAGAAUUGAUGCAUAUCGCCAUUAUCCACAAUGAAAGCUAUUUUACUAUACCUAGUGUGAUGUUACAUUGUAAUUUAAAAAUAUUGUGCAACCUUUGUAUCUUUAUUGGACUAGUUUAACCUGUUGUUUGUGAUCCAGUACGUUUCUGCCUGUUGUUGAAAGCUGGGAGUCCAAAGAAAGUAAAAUCCCAUCAUUUUGUAGCAAUACGAGAAAAUGUAAGUGUGCAGCUCAGUAAGUUCAAGGUGUAGAAAUAAAAAUAAACGUAAAUCUGUCCAAAGUUUAACUUUCUGGAGUUUCUUUGGACAAUUGUAUUGGAAUCCAUUUGAAGCAUAUGUAUUGAGCUUUCUAAACAGUAACACAGAAAUAAAUACAGUAAUCAAUAUCCUCACUAAUAUUAAAUGUAAAGUCAUCAAAUCUACAUCAUGCGUUUAUGUAUCUGUCUCCUUUUAAUGUUAUUCUAAAAGUUAAUUAAGAAACAUUGAUGCACCAAUCAGCGUUUUGAGGACACUCGGAUUUCAGAUUUUUGCCGAUUCUGAUUUAUCUUUAGGAACUGAAACUAACAGCAUUUAAAACAUCUCUGAAAGAACUGAACAUUUUUACUGUCCUUUCAAUAAAAUUAAAUACAUAAAUAAAAAUAAAAAAGAGCUGUCUCUAGCUGCACCUUAAAACCUACUAAUACACUAAAACCUUUACGAUAAGUAGGUGUCUAUCAAAAACAUAAAACUAAAAAUGAUGCACUAUAUCUCCUUCAUAAGAGUGAUUACAGCUUCUUAAUGUUUUCUUACACCCUUCAAAACCUACAAGUGCGGCAUAUUAUAAGAAAUGUGUUUAUUGUAAUUGUACCUUAUAAUGAAACAGCUAUCUAAAUAACUGAGAAGAAAAAGCUUUGAUAUUCUGUUAUUUCAUUAAAAAUGCAGCUAUUUCAGCAGCAGCCAAAUUCACCAAUUUUUCUCUGCUUUAUUAAAUCUGUGUACUUUCACAGAAUUGUUUUUUGGUUACUUUGUCGAUGGUCUCUAAGCUGUUGUCUUACAUUCAGCUAUACAUAAAUGCAAAUGUCAUUUCCAGCUCAGAUUAUUAGUUUUUUGAAAGGCGAAAGCAUAGGUUUUACUUGUCUGCCCUAAAUGGGGGAUGAAAUUUGGAAUUUAUUAAUGAUUUGUUUGAAAAUUUAAAAUCCUUGGAUCAAUAAGUCCUCCAACAUUAUGGUCUUUAACUAGAUCUCUGUUCCUAAACAAAAGAAGCACAUUUCAAAUGAAUGUGUCUCAUUCAAUUUUUUAUUUCUGCAGCUGGCACUUGCUGAGCUCUGUAGUGUGUAAUUUGAAGCCUUGCUGCCUUCAGUUUUUCUUCCUUUUGUUCUUUUCUAUUGAUUGUUCAGAAAAACUCACCUGUCACAUUUCAUUGUUACCAAAACACUGCAGUCUCUGUUUGUUUAAAUGCAGUGCGAAGACUUGAUGGAGGAAUAUGGCACAGGAAGGGAAAAAGUCACAAUCUGAUCGUAGCUACAUGUAAAGUUAGACCUCAUUUUCUUCUGAGUGUCAGGAGAACGUGUCUGAAUACCUGUACUGUUUGACGUAUUCCCCGUCAGAGUCAUCUAUCCUUUAAGAUUAUGUUUUUGGCAGUAAUACUGUUUGAUGAAGUCUCUUAUUAAAAAUACAACAUGCUAAACCA